AUGGAGAAGAGACUGAAAGAAUUAAAGCAACGAGAAUUUGCUCGAAAUGUAGCUUCCAAGUCAUGGAAAGAUGAGAAGAAACAAGAAAAAGCACUUAAACGACUUCAUCAGCUAGCUAAAUUGAGGCAACAGUCUGAAUGUGUUUCUGGAAAUGGACCAGCAUACAAAGCCCCCAGGAUAGCCAUAGAAAAACAACUCCAGCAAGGAAUUUUCCCAGUUAAGAAUGGCAGAAAGGUAUCCUGCAUGAAGAGUGCUCUUCUCCUUAAAGGAAAGAAUCUCCCCAAAAGCAUUUCUGAUAAACAGAGGUCCACCAUGCCAAAUCGACACCAAUUACAAGCGGACAGGCGUUACUUGUUUGGAAAUCAUAUUUCACAAACAUCUUCAGAUCUCAGCAAUGCAAAUCACAGGACAGGAGUAUCAUUUUCUUUCUCCAAAAAAGUGCACCUAAAAUUAGAAUCUUCAGCAUCAGUUUUCAGUGAGAACACAGAAGAAACCCAUGAUUGUAACAAGUCACCCCUCUAUAAAACAAAACUAACUGGGGAGAAAUGCAAGUGCUGCAGGUUUGCAAAUAAGGAUACACACCUCACUAAGGGAAAAGAUGUAAACAUCUCACCAAGCAGUCUGGAAAGUGUUCUACACAGUACUUUCUCCAUCAGCUCUACAAUUUUGCAAGACAAAAAUGGCUCUAUUGAUGAGACACUAGAAGAUUCAAUUGGCAUUCAUUCUUCCUUCUCUAAACCUAGCAUUCAUCUUUCAGAUAUAGAUUUUACUCCUUCCAGCAGAGAAAAAGGAACUAGAAAUACAUUGAAGAACACUUCAGAAAACCGCAUUAAUCACCCAAGCCCAGAAAAUGCUUCCUCCAGCCCACCAAACAUUUACAAGCACAGUGAUGCCAGGAUAUUUCAGUGUCUGGAGGAGUUUUCAUCACAGGAGCCAAGUGAACAAAAAAGUACAGUGCAUUCGAAUCCCAGUUUCAGAAUGGAGGACAGAGGAAAAUCUUUAGAUGAAACAGAAAAAGUUAGCAAAAAUGUGCAAAGACUUGUAAGUGAAGCAUGUCCCCAUGAUAGGACAUCCAGACCGUUGCCUUUUCUCCACGUACAAAGCAAGGAUGGCCACACCACUCUGCAAUGGCCUGCGGAACUUCUGCUGUUCACAAAAACAGAACCCUGUAUCUCUUAUGGCUGCAACCCGUUAUAUUUUGAUUUUAAGCUUUCUCGGAACACAAAGGAUGGCCAUAAGGAUGGUCGUAAUCCAGAGGACUUCAAAACAGAGUUGAGUAAGGAACCUUUGGAAAUGAAGACUAAAACAGAGAAACAAGUCUCAGGUUUAAUCAAAGACCAACAAAAAUUGAUCCAAGAAGAUAAUCAGUCUCUGAAACCAAAGAUGAUGAUAGCUAAUCCAGAGUGGGAAAUUUUCCAGAGAAAAUGUAAUUUGGGCCAGAAUGAUUCUGAGCCGAAUAAGGGUGAACAUAAUUUUAGUGUAAGUGAUUUGGAAAUGAAAAAUCCUGAAGUGCCUGCUUACCUUGAUAUGUCUCUAAAGGAUUGUUUAGGAAAGAAUAAUAGAGAUAACGAACUUACAGAACCUUCAAGGGCCCAUUGGCAAAGCUGCCGAAGGAUAGUUCUAAAUGAUGCAAAUGAGGGCCUGACUUUUCCUCCCUGUAUCUCUAGGACUAAAAAGCAUAAGCUGAUUUCCUAUGAUCCUCAUUCAGAGUUUGAAGAUGAAAACCAAUUCACCUGGAAUUCUAGUCCUUAUGUAGUAGGGGGUCACAGUGUCCAUGGGAAGGACUGCAGUGUGACUUUGAAUAGUGAUCACAUCAGCAUGACCAGCAGAGUUUCUGGAUGUGAAAACAGAAGUUCUGAGAGACAUUCUCUAAAGUCAUCUCUGAAUGGACAUUCUAGCCCUUCGAGCAGCAUGUCUAGCUUGAGAAGUACUUGUUCAAGUCAUAGGUCCAAUGGUAAUGGCAGAGGUAAUUUGCUCUGCCGUUGUAAGAAAGAACACAACUCAGUUGAAAGGCACAAACGGAAACGCAGAAAGCACAGCUGCCUGUACUUCUCUGGUGAGAUAACAAAGAGCGAGUACCUGCAGUCUGAAACACAGAGAGAUAGGAACUGCAAAUUGUGGGAGUCAUUUAAAAAUGAAAAACACUCGAAACAUAGAUAUUGUCACUGUGGAGAAAGAUCUCAACUGGAUAAAAAUCAACAAAAAUUUUCAGGGCCAAAAUCCAUGAAAAUCACCCACUGUGAUUCUAGCUCACAGGCUUCCUGUGGUGGAAAUGGUGGAAAACCAACUAAAUGCCAGGGACCUCAGCGCAGCAGAUUGGGCUGUUACUCAAGAGAGAGAAUCUGUAACUUAAAUAAAAGCAAGAGAAGUCAAGAGUCUUUGGACAGCCCUCACAUUUGUGAUCCGGGAAAAGUCAAACCUGUGCAGCGUAACUCUGGGAAUAUCAGCUGCCUUCUAAGAAACUGUUCCAGUGGCCCUUUGGAAACCACAGAGCCCAACAUUACAGGAGAGAAGACCACCCUAAUGGCCAAAAGCCUUUUAGAAAGAGUACAAGCCAAGAAGUAUCAGGACCAGUCCACUAAUUUUGAGGUCUUUUCAAACAGUUGUAAAAAUGAAUUAGAGGCUCAUUCACAAAUGCAGUGCACAAUUCAACUUGUACCACUGAGCUGUAGUAGACCAGCCUUGACUUUGUCUGACAAAAUGCAGUUUACCAGUAAAAGAAGAAAUGGUAAAGGCAGUGCGCUUCAAAGGACUACUGAGGAAAAGAAAAUCAAAAGUUCACAGACAAAUAAUUUUACUGUUUUAGCAGACACUGAUGGUGACAACCAUCUCUCUAAAGGUAUAAUUCACAUAGUACCAGAGCCUCAGUCACUAAACAUAAAAAAGAACCCAACAACAGAAGAACAAUCAAAACCUUUAAUUAGUGAAGUCCAACCUUAUAUUCAAAGCUGUGAUCCAGUACCAAAUGAUUUCCCUGGUGCUUUUCCAUCUAACAGAUGUACAGGUAUUACUGAUUCAACAAAGACCAAAGAGGACCAAAUAAACUUAGACUUACAGGAUGUAAGCAUGCAUAUGAAUCAUGUAGAGGGGAAUAUAAACUCUUACUAUGACAGAACUAUGCAGAAGCAUGAUGAAGUGAACAAUGAAUUAGAAGUGUGUCAUAAACCUAUCUCCCCCCCUUUAAUUCAACAGCCCAUAACAUUUUCUCCUGAUGAAAUAGAUAAAUAUAAGCUCCUACAGCUACAAGCCCAGCAGCAUGUGCAGAAACAGCUCCUAUCAAAGCAUCUUCGAGUUUUGCCUGCUGCAGGGCCACCUGCCUUCUCCCCAGCCUCUGCUGUACAGACAGUUCCAGUUCACCAGCAUGCUUCUAUAACCACCAUCCACCACACAUUCCUGCAGCAUUUUGCUGUUUCUGCUUCCAUAAGUUCCCACACCAGUCACCUCCCCAUGGCUCAUCUACAUCCUCUUUCACAGACACAUUUUUCUCCUAUCUCAUUUUCAACUCUGACUCCAACUAUUAUCCCAGCACACCCCACUUUCCUAGCAGGUCAUCCCCUGCAUUUAGUCACUGCUGCUCCCUUCCACCCAUCUCACAUAACACUUCAGCCCCUGCCCCCUGCAGCAUUUAUCCCCACAUUGUUUGGCCCUCACUUAAAUCCAGCCACAGCGUCUAUCAUCCACUUGAAUCCUUUAGUCCAACCAGUGUUCCAAGGUCAAGAUCUUUACCAUCAUUCUUGCUCCGGCCAGAUGCAACAGGUAAAUGGAGUGAAAGAGGCCUUAAGCAUGUCGGCACACUUGAACUAAUAGGUGUUAAAGCCCUUCCU
Galeopterus variegatus (Sunda flying lemur) is the source of this 3824-nucleotide messenger RNA. It is a transcript of the gene ZNF804B, whose product is annotated as zinc finger protein 804B. Gene Ontology annotation, cellular component: nucleus. The record is from RefSeq and is a predicted model, not a curated record. NCBI's taxonomy places the organism in Eukaryota, Metazoa, Chordata, Mammalia, Dermoptera, Cynocephalidae. Bases 1 to 3804 code for a protein of 1267 amino acids. The transcript has 3 exons.